Messenger RNA from Electrophorus electricus (electric eel), 2288 nucleotides. It is a transcript of the gene phgdh, whose product is annotated as phosphoglycerate dehydrogenase. Gene Ontology annotation, biological process: L-serine biosynthetic process. Gene Ontology annotation, molecular function: phosphoglycerate dehydrogenase activity; NAD binding. The record is from RefSeq and is a predicted model, not a curated record. NCBI's taxonomy places the organism in Eukaryota, Metazoa, Chordata, Actinopteri, Gymnotiformes, Gymnotidae.
AAAGGGCACGGGACUGUUGGGUAAUUAAUGCUUAUUAUUUGACUGGUUCUUUUGAUCAAGUGGAGGCGGGCUUUGCUUUCAGCUGAGUCACUCUUACUGCCUGUUCAUUCAAAGACCGCGACGUAAAAUCAGUUCGUAUAUGCUCAUCAGAUCCCGCAAGCUGCACCCGUAAGACACGAAAAAAUGGCCCCAGUAUCAAUCAAACGCGUUUUAAUAAGUGAGAGUGUUGAUCCGUGCUGUAAGACCAUUCUGCAAGAAAAUGGCAUUGAUGUGACAGAGAGGCAAAAUAUGAACCAAGAGGAGUUGAUUGUCCAGAUUAAGGAUUACGAUGGCCUAGUGGUUCGAUCGGCAACCAAAGUUACAGCUGACAUUAUCUAUGCUGCCAGUAACCUGAAGAUCAUUGGACGGGCUGGGACCGGUGUUGACAAUGUGGACGUGGAUGUGGCAACGAAGAAGGGCAUAAUUGUCAUGAAUACUCCUAAUGGCAACACCAUCAGUGCUGCUGAGCUGACCUGUGCUCUUGUGAUUAAUUUGUCAAGGCAUGUUCCACAAGCUGUUAUGUCAAUGAAAGCAGAAAACUGGGAUCGUAAAAAGUUUAUGGGUGCAGAAUUAUAUGGCAAAACCCUUGGAAUAAUUGGGCUUGGAAGAAUCGGAAAAGAGGUGGCUUCAAGAAUGCAGUCUUUUGCCAUGAGGACCAUUGGCUAUGACCCCAUCACCCCUCCAGAAGUGUCUGCCAGCUGGGGGGUGGAGCAGAUGUCUCUGGAGGAGCUCUGGCCCCAGUGUGAUUACAUCACUGUGCACACACCCCUCAUGCCCUCCACUACAGGAUUACUUAAUGAUGCCUCAUUUGCUAAGUGUAAGAGAGGUGUGAAGGUGGUGAACUGUGCUCGUGGAGGCAUCAUUGAUGAAGCUGCUUUACUAAGGGCUUUGGAGUCUGGCCAGUGUGGAGGAGCAGGCCUGGAUGUGUUUGUAGAGGAGCCUCCAAAGGACUGGACCCUGAUAAAGCAUCCAAAUGUUAUCAGCUGCCCUCAUCUGGGAGCCAGCACGAGGGAAGCUCAAGCUCGCUGUGGCCAGGACAUCGCACUACAGAUUGUGGACAUGGUCAAAGGCAAAGCAUUAGUGGGAGCUGUGAACGCCCAGGUGCUGGCCUGCACCUUCAGCCCUGACUCGCAGCAGUGGAUCCGUCUUGGUAAGGCCAUGGGUCGGGUUCUUAAGGCUUGCUGCUCCUCCAAACAACCCUUCGCUCAUGUCCAUAUCACCACUCAAGGAGAGUGUUUGAAGAAAUCAGCUGGGUUUCUGAGUUCAGCGGCUGUUGUUGGUCUGCUGACUGAGGGGCCUGAGAUUGUUCCAAACUUGGUGAAUGCGCUGCCUCUAGCAGAAGAGACGGGGAUUACAAUAAAAAGAAGUCACAGUGACGAAGCUAAAAUGGCCUGUAUGGUGGAGGUAUCUGUGAAUGGCAGCAUAUAUAAAGCUGUAGGCUCAGUACAGGCAGGGGUGCCUGUACUGUUGGAGCUAAAUGGCAGUGUGUUCUGGCAGCCGGUCCCUCUCUCUGGAAACCUGCUCUUCUUUAAGGCCACAGGCUCACCUCAGCUCCUGUCAUCUGUUACUGGUAUCCUGGCAACAGCUGGUGUUGCGAUGGAGCGCUUCAGUGCCUCCUCUGCCCCUGGUGAUGACCAAUGGUACUGCGUGGGGAUUCCUUCUCAACUUGCAGAUCUCAGCACUUUGAAGUCAUUGGUGAAAGAGGCUUUACAACUCGCUAUGUAAAUUCUUGCUAACUGAUGGUGGGAAUUGCAUUGCAUCCUGUUUAACAAGGUUGACAAAUUUAACACUAGGAAACCAUUGUUGUAAUGUGGAAUUUACAAGGAAAAGUUUAGCAUUGUUAAGCCUUAUGUUUGGUCUGUAAAAUACUAAAUGUUUAGUAAUUUGCAAACUACAGUUGGCUAUUUUUUUGAUGCACACACAAAUAAAAUGCUACGGAUGAGACUAACAGAAGCAAAAUGAUUUAACCGAAUUACUGAGUACAGUACCUGUUCAUUGCACAUAAUUAAAUAGUAUAUUUUUUGCCAAAUUACAGAGAACGUAGAUUUAAAACCACACUGGUAAAAAGUUCGACUAGAUUUUCUAACUUUUUUUCACUACAGCCAAGUUUGCUAACAGACUUCGCAUGUAACGUGAGGAUAAACACGGACCACUAAACCGUUGUUCUAAAAGCUUUUUUUUUUCCUUAUGUUGUAGAAAUAUAGAUUAUCGUUAAUAAAAACGAUUAAAAAAAAGUAUGACAAGCAGAA